CUGCAGGCUUGAUUAUGUAUCUUAGGCUUCGAGUUCGAGCACAGUCGACGCCCUAGUCACGAAUUCGCUCGUGCAAAGGCCAGACCGCGUAAAAGGGAGAAUAAAUAGAACAUGAGGCUCAAACUGCUAUCUGAGGCACGUUUGGGCUUGUGCGCUGGUCCCUGACGACGAGAACGCAGCGAGCAUGCAAAGGUUCAAGCUACGAUUUCCGCCGUUCCUGUUACUCCAGCUGGCGCAAUUGGUGCUAAAAGCGGCUGGAGUAAGCAUUUGCAGCCUCAGGCUGCUACCUGGCAGCGGGAGUCAGAAUGCGCGCUGCAUGUGCUGGGACGGCGGCCCGGGACAGUUCAACACAGUCUUGUAUCCGCUCACAAGCACAGAGCUAUCCAUCUGCGCCGCGGACGGAGGCACAGGCGACCCCAGCGAUGUGAGCGUGUUGCCGGGCUGGGACCUGCCGGCUGGUGCCACCACCCUACGCUUCAGCGGCCCAGGGGCCUUCCUUCUGGACGGCACAGGACCCGGCUCCGCCCUAGCCAGCAGCUCACCCCUGCCACCACUAUCGCCGCCGCCCCCUCCCAGCUAUGGAGGAGGUGGCGGCGGCAGCAGCGCGCCCUAUGUUGUGGUGGGCGCAAACGCGGUGCCGGCAGGCGUGGUUGCGGCGGACCUCGACUUGCUCAGCGGCGGUGGCGAUGGCAGCGCCAACAAUGCCGGCGAGCCGCUGUUGCGGUUCACGGGGCUGUCGAAUGUCACGCUCCGCAAUCUGGCCUUUCAGAACAUCACCGUGUCAGCUGCCACGCCGCUCAUUCGCAUCGAGGGCUGCAACAGAGUGUCGCUGUCAAACGUCGUGUUCACAUCGGUGACGGUCGUUGUGCCAACAGCGGCGGACGCCGCCGCGAUAGCAGCAGCAGCAGACGGCGCUUCGGGGGCAGGAAUGCAGGUGCUGCUUGGCGCACUGGUGUCUGUGGCGGCGGGCUCAGGCGAGGCCGGUGCUGAUGUCGCAGUCACCGGCGGCGUUGACUUGUCCGGCAUCCUGCUGCGGCGUGUGCGUGUGGUUGCGGCCACAGACCCACAGUCCCCAGGCGGCGUCGCCGACGUCCCCACAACGACGGCGCUGGUGGCAGUCACUGGGUGCGCCGGCGGGACUUCGCCUACCAACAGCAGCGAUGGUGCCAGUGGUGGCAGUGGUGGCAGUGGUGGCAGUGGCGGCAGUGGCAGCGGCGGCUGUGCAAUCCGGGGCGUGUCACUGCAGGAAGUGAUUGUGCUGGCCCCGGGAGCUCACGUCCUGCACGUGGCCAAUAGCUCUGGAGUGGCCGUGUCGGACGUGAGUACAGCAAUCCCAGCCGCCGGAAGCAGCACCAGCAGCAGUAGCAGCACCAGCAGUAGCACCAGCAGCGGCAGUAGCACCAGCAGCGGCAGUAGCCAGGCCGUGACGCUGCCACCGCUCCUGGUACAAGGGGAGGGCGCAGCGGUGCUGACUCUAGAGGACUGCGCCCCCGGUUGCCGGCUGGAGCGUGUGAGCCUGGGUGCGGCGGUGGCAGUAGCAGGGCCGACCGCGGCCGUAGCAAUAGCAGGCACGGCGGUGGCCAUGGCCGUACAGCUGGGCGGUGGGGCUCUGGCACUGGACGUGGUACGCUGCGCCGGGCUGGUUGUGUCGGAGCUACAGCUAGCGGACACGGGCAUCAGCCAGGGUCCGGCUGCGUCGGCGGCGCUAGCUGCAUCCGUCUUUGCUACAGCUGGCAGCGCUAGCGUUAGCGCCAGCGCCGGCGCCAGCACGGCCGCUUACGUGGCGGCGCUGCGCCUGAGCGCCUGCCCGCAGGCGUCGCUGUCUGACGUCAGCCUGGUCCGGCUGACCGCCUCCGGUACCGCCUUUGGUCUGGUGCUUGCGGCCUCCUCCACUGGCGUCACCGUGCAGCGGCUGGCGGUGCGGGCGUUCACUGGGUCAGCCAACGCAACCAGCUCCGCGGUCUACGUGCGGGAGGGCUCGGACGCCGUGCUCGCGGGGGCCACGUGCGAGGGGAGCCAGGCGGAGGAGGGCCCGUGCCUUCGGCUGGUGGAGGCGGCGGUGGCGGUGGAGGGCGGGAGGUUUGUCGGGAACAGCGCAGCAGCGCUCGGCGGAGCGGUGCGUGUUGUGGAGGGCACGCGCCGGCGGCCGACGACGCUGGUGGUGCGCGGCGGUGCAGUGUUCCAAAACAACACAGCCCUUGAAGCUGGCGGCGCCAUCUGCGCCUACGCGGAGGCUGGUGUGGGCCCGGCGCUGAACAUCAGCGACGCGGCCUUUUCCGGCAACACCGCGCGCCGCGGUGGAGCGCUUGCGCUGGUGCCGGUGCAGGGCGGGCUGCCCACCGCCCGCCUGGUCAACUGCACCUUCACAGCCAACACCGCCCAGGUGCUGCUUGGCCCCGCAGGGGCAGCGGCGGUUGUCACCGUGGGCCAGGAGGCCGUGCCGGUCGCGUUCGGUGGCGACGUCUACGCCGUCGAUGGCGCGGCGCUGAAGCUGGUGGGAAGCACCUUUAGCGGCGGCUCUGCGGCCCUGGGCGUAGGCGGCAGCGGCGGCUGUGUGUACCUGCAACGCGCGGCCGCGGCGCUGAGUGACUGCCGCUUCAGCGGCUGCAGUGCGCCCAACCGGGGCGGCGCGCUGUUACAUGAGCCCGUGGACGGCGCUCCGUGCCCGGCCUCUGACCCCGCCGCCUGCGGCCUCACGCUGCGCCACUGCCGUUUCAACGGCUGCGCCGCCGGUGAGGGCGGCGCGUUGGCCAUCGUGCUCAACGCCAACCGCCGCAGCCAAGUGACCAUGGACGGUUGUGACUUCACAUCCAACCGCGCCGCCAUUACCGGCGGCGCGGUCGCGGUGCUGGGCAACUGCAUGCCUUACAGCAACCCGGCAGGGUGCGGCCUGCAGGCGGACGUGGCGCUUCAGGUUCACAGCCAGGUGUCGGACUGCACCUUCACCGCCAACACGGCGCCCAUGGCGGGAGCGCUGUACCAGGCCUACAACAACGCACAGGGGAUCAACAUCACUCGCUGUGUGUUCGAGUCCAACAACGCCAGUGAGGCCGGAGCCCUGUACGUGCGGGCCGUGCCAGUGGUUGAGAUCCGGCACACGCUCUUCGCCAACCAGACGUCCACGCUGAUUGGCGCGGCGGAGCUGCUGUCGCUGCACGACCACGCCACCGUCACCAACACCACCUUCCGCAACAACUCCUGCAACCGCAAUAACGCAAACACCGGCAGUUCGUUGUACGUUGCCGAGUACGACGGCGUAACCACCAACGGCCAGCCCGACGGGCCGCUGUUCCAACUGACGCUAACCAACUCCACCUUCGAGGACAACUACUCCAGCUCUGAGGCGGGAGGUGCGACCAUCACUCGCUGCGAGGCGUUGCUGGAGGACCUGGCAUUCCGCAACAACGCUGCCGGCGGGCGUGCGGGAGCGCUGUUCCUGGAGGCGGACGUGGGCGGCCUGACACAGGCAGCCAUCAUGGAGGGCAUACCGCGCCGGGUGACCAACGGCACGCUGCGGCGGCUGGCCUUCAGCGGCAACCGGGCCAGUCGGCUGGCGGGGGCACUGCUGGUAUCGGGCUGGUACCUCGACAUGCAGGACGUGGCAUUCAGCGGUAACUCCGUCAACACCUACGCGGCGGGCGGUCUGGACAACGCAGGCGGCGCCGUGUUCGCCACGCAGUGCCCCGCCGGCAGCACCCUGCAUCUGCGGAAUAUUGUCCUUGAGCGGAACAGCGCCUUUCAGGGUGGCGCGCUGGCGGCGGAGCUGUGCAGCAUCUCCCUGACCAAUGCCACCUUCAAUGCCAACUCCGCAACUGGGGACGCGGGCGCGGUGCUUGUGAGCGGCUUCACCGUCAACCAGCAGCCCACUGCUGCCGACACCGCCGCUGGCAAUGCUGCAAACAUCAGCAGCGGCGCCGUGUUCACACUGGAGGUCCGCAACACGUCCUUCACGGACAACACCGCCGCCAAUGGCGUGGGCGGCGCGCUGAAGGCCUACUGGGCGAUGCUGCGUGUGGCGGACAGCACCUUCACCCGCAACACCGCCAGUGGCCAGGGUGGCGCGGUUUACAUGCAGUUCGUGCCGCCCAUGCCCAGCGCGCCGUCCGGUCAGGUCCUUGACACGGGCAUGCGGGCCUGGAUCGAGCGCAGCACCUUCACAGCCAACGCCGUAAACAACUCGGGCGGCGCGAUCGCACUCGCCGCCUCAGCCGUACAGAUGUACGACUGCCACCUGUACGGCAAUCGGGCUGGCGGCGGCGCCGCCGGUGGCGCGGGACUGUUUGCGGACAGCUGGUCGGCUGCGGGCGGCGGCGUGUUCGCGCUGGGAUGCACUGCUCCCAUGCAGAUCUGGCGCACGGGCAUGGACGGCAACCAGGCGGGCGGCCGAGGCGGCGCGCUGGCGCUGCUGACGUGUGGCGCGCGGGUGUACGACAGCGCCCUGAGCGGCAACACGGCCCGGCUGUCUGGAGGCGGCGUGGCGGCGGGCCACCAGGCCAGCACCCUGCAGCCCGAGGGCCCGCUGCUGCAGCUGCAAAACUGCAGCCUCUCGGGGAAUACUGCGCUGGACGAGGAUGGGGGCGGCGUGCACUGCGCGCGCGUGCCGCUGCUGCUGGCCGGCUCGCACUUGCGCAACAACACCGCCAACCAGCGUGGAGGCGGUGUGUACGGCACAAGUGCGCGCAGCUUCGUAGCGGCAGGCUGCGUGCUGGACUGGAACCGCGCGGGUGUGGCGGGCGGGGCGGCCUACCUGGAGAGCGGCGACGUGGUGCAGGUCGGCGGCUGUUCUGUAGCGGACAACGCUGCAGUGGAGGCUGGCGGCGGGCUGGCACUGGUGAACAUGCAGUGCUCCUACCUGCGCAGCCUGACGCUAGCACGCAAUCGUGCGGCCCGCGGCGGCGGAGUCCAGGUCACGAUGCCCGCGCUUGCCGCGGCACCUGCACCGGCCGGUGGUGCCCUCGGCAGCGGCACUGCUGCGUUGCCGCCGUCACAGCCCUGGAGCACAGCCCAGGCUGGAAUGACGGCGGGCUGCCCCGCGGCCUUUAGCGCGCUGGAGCAGCAGCUUGCGGAUGCCAGCUCAGACGGCGGUGGCCCGCAGCGGCGGUUGGCUGAAGCUGGUGGGAGGAUCGGUUGGCUGACCACCAUGUCCGCGGCAGCCCAGCGUGUCGCUAAGCAGCAGGUCGCCGACAUUUACAUCGUCGCCACCGGCGUCAUAGCCAUCAACAACUCGGCUCUGGGUGGCCAAGGAGGGGCCUUGCUCCUGGAGGCGGUUCGCGGGUCCCUGUUGCUGGACGGUCUAAACGCCACCGGCAACAUCGCCACCGCCGCCGGCAGCAGCACCGCUAGCAGCGCAGCCGGCGGCGGCGGCGCUGUCGCGCUCACGGAUACACGCCAACCCGGCGGCGCGGCGCUGUUCGUCACGUCCUCGCAGCUGUCUGCAAAUGUGGCGGCGGGCGGCGGCUCGGGCGGCGCACUGGCAGCGGACGGCAGCCGCACCCACCAGCAGCUGGUGCUGGUCAACUCAACGCUAGGCAGUAACCAGGCCGACCAGGGGGGAGCGGUGGCGGUUGUGAGGAAUGCCUCUCUCGCGCUGAGCGGCUGCCGACUGCAGGACAACAAUGCUGCCGGUGGCGGUGGUUCCGUGUUUGCCGCAGGCUGCAAGCUGCUUGUGCUGAGUGACACGAACAUCACGGGCUCAACCGCGAGCAAUGGCGCCAAUAAUGGCGGAGGCCUGGCCGCGGACAGUUGCACGGCGGUGCUGAUGGACGGCGUACGAAUGUACGGCAACUCGGCAACUGGAUCCGGGGGUGGCGCGUACGUCACGGCGUCUGGCGCCGCGCCUGGCGGCGGCAGUAACAGCGGCUCUGGUCGUGCGGCUGUAGCAGUGCUAGCAGUGUCCGCCAGCAACAUCAGCUACAACCACGCCGGCAGCAGCGGCUACAGCGGGGCGGGUGCUCCGGGCGACGCGGGCCUGCCGGCCGGUUCUGGAGGUGCGCUGUACGUGGGCGGUGCGGUGGCGGCGUUGGUGGAGCGCAGCCACUUUGAGGGCAACACCGCGGCGGCCAUGGCGGGCGCCGUCGGGCUGGGGCUGCGGUGUGCACAAGGCGCUGCUGUGGGCGCUUGGAGCGUAGAGGCGUUGCAGGCGGCCGCGGCGGCUGCCGCAAUCGAGCUGGGGCCUCUACUGACGCCGGCCACAGCUGGCGCCGGCAGCCCCGCCACAGGCGCGCUUCCGCCGCCCGCGUCGCUGCCCCUGUCAUCUAGCCUGAUGGAGCUCCUAUCGCCACGCAAUCAGACCCUCCAGGCGCUGGCCCGGGCGGCGGCUCGCAGCUCUGCGCAGUCGGGCUGCUGGCCGGCGGUGGUCGCGUCCGCCAGUCUGUGGAACAAUGCGGCGGGGGGCAGCGGCGGGGCGCUGUUCUCCAGCUCCGCCUACACACUGGCGUUGCUGUGCGGCUCCAGUCACACCCUCGACACCGCUGACACAGGCGGCGCGGGCGCCGCUGGCCCCGCGGCCGGGACAAGCGGCGGCGGCGGCAGUAGCAGUGGAGAUGCGUCAAAUGGCGCGGCGACAGCGGCGGCGGCGGACACGGCCUUGGCAAGGCUGGUCGAUACCACCACCACAGCAACACCCGAACUGGCGGACAGUGGCAGUAGCAGCAGUGGCAGUAGCUUCUUUGAUAUGGGCAUUGCUGCAGCCAGCAGCAGUGGCAGUAGUAGCGGCAGUAGCAGCAUUGUACUGCCACCCGCCGCUGCUACUACUGCUGCUGCAACCGCGGCUGCUACUGCCAAUAGUGACGAGCUGUUCAUGGGCAGCCUGCCCACCACAGAGGAGGAGCGGGCGCUGUGCUUCCAGCCGCCACAGAUGGAGGGCGGCGGCCCCGCCGCGCCGCCCAACCGCGUGCGCUCAGGCUACGGAGCUGAACUGGCCACGGCGCCCAAGCAGCUGGUCCUGUCCAGCAUCCGCGAAUACGACCAGACGCAACUGCUUGCCGUACGGAAUGACAGCGCCAACCGCAUCAACGUGACUUACCUCGACAGCGUGCUGUACAGCGGUACGGGCGACGUGGUCCAGGUGUACGGCAGGCGGCGGCUGCAGCAGGCUGGCGGCGCGGCGGCGGCUCCACCACCGCCGCCGCCGGCGGCAGACGCGGCGACGCAGGUUCUGGGGCAGGCGGUGGUGGGCGGGGGAUCCCCACUGCAGCCCGAUGCCGGCAGUAGCACUGGCGGCGGUAUGGCUACAGCCGGCGGUGGCAGUGACACCGGCGUACCGCUGCUGCCAUGGCUGAGCCGAGUCACGAUGCUUUCCGCCGCUGCCGCCGCCGGCAGCAACAAUGGCAGUAGCGGCGGUGGCGAAGCCGACGGCGGCGGCAGCGGCGGUGGCAGUAGCAUUGCCCAGCAGCAGCGCGUGUACCUGCGGGAGUGCUGGUCGGCGCAGGCGUGUCGGUUGGUGAUGCCCAACAACCUGGGCGUGGCGAUCAACGUGUCGGUCUACGACGCGCUCAACCAACUAACCGCCGACCCAACCGCCUCCCGGCCCGUCAUCCGGGCCUCAAUGGAGAUGCUGCCGGCUGCGCCCUCCACCAGCAACACCACCACAAACGCCAGCGCUGCCAGCAGCAGUGCAGACGCUAACAGCACCGGCGCGCCUGCGGGUCCAGCGGUCUCGGCGUCGCCCGCACGGCCAGACUUGCUCGGCAACCCCACAGCCCAGGUGGUGGAGGGCGUGGCGUCGAUGGCCGGACUGCGUGUGCGCGCCCAGAAGGGCGACUACGUCCUCCGAUUGGAACUUGACACCGCCUCCUCCUCUGCCGGCGCCUCUUCCUCAGCGGCCGGCGGCGCGCAGUCACAGUCGCAGCAGCAGCAGGCGGUUCCGCCGCUUCUGGUGACGGUGACGGUUCCGCCGUGCUCGCUGGGCGAGGUGGUGCAGGACCAGGGCUACCUGUGCUCACGCUGCUCCGCCAACACCUUCAGCCUGGACGUGGACCCCUACGCCGGCGACCCGCGCGGCGCCGCCUUCGCCGCCGCCAACGGCAACGUGGGUGGCGGCAGCUGCCAGGCCUGCCCCGACCACGCCGUGUGCCCGGGCGGCGCGGUGGUGGUGCCAGAGCCGGGCUACUGGCACUCGGCCGCUAACAGCACGCGCAUGCACCGCUGCCCCAAUCCGAGCGCUUGCAGGUCGGGUGAUGACGACGUAAAUUUGGCACUGCAGCGGUGCCAGGACCGGUGGUACGCUUACUUCGGCACUGCCAGCCGCUUCUGGUCCCUGGUCAGCGCCCCAGACAGCGGCCGGGGAGUGGUGGGCGCAUACCUGGACGUGUUCAGGUCGCUAUCAGCCGGUGACGCACGCGCCGUGCCUGCCUCCCCGCUCCUGCCCCAGCUGGGCGGCAUGACCGCUGGCAGCAGUAGCGGGUUGACGACAGCGGCAGCGCGCGCGAACUUCGACGGGUUCCUUCUGGACUGCGUGCUGUGGGGAUCGCCGCCCGGCACCGCCCCCGACCUCACGUACAUGGCGCAGCAGUGCGCACCGGGUUACGCCGGCACGCUGUGUGCCACGUGUACGGCGUACGACGGUCAGCAGUACGCCCUGGACAGUGACUUCAACUGCAGCACGUGCUUCAACGGCUGGCAGACGGUGCUGAUUGGGGUGGCGGUGUUCCUGCUCAACACGGCGUGGCUGGGCUUCUCCGUGCUGAUGACCUUCCUGGCGGACUACUCGCACGAUGAGGACCGCAUGCCGCCCGCGGACGUCCUCAAGGUGCUCAUCGUUCACUUCCAGUUCUUCCUGAUUGUGACGCGCAUCAACAUGGACUGGCCCGCCAGUGUGUUGGCGCUGCAGUCGCUGCUCGGCUCCAUCACCGGAACCGUCAAGCAGGUGUACUCGCCCUCCUGCCUGUAUGACGGCGCGGACUCGGCCACACAGGCGGAGGCGCAGGUCCUGGCGGGGCUGCUGCUGCCGGUGUUGUCCGUCCUCGUGGUCAUGCUGCUGUGGACCCUGCGGUACUUCUUUUGGAACCAGCGCUGGUUUUGGCAGCUUUACAGCGGCGGCUCAGCAGCAGAUGCACGCGGCGGCAUCGACGCAGAUGCGGACGACGCGGAUGUGGACGUGGAUGAAGGCGACACGGAACAUGACAUGGGCAAAAGCAUGGGCAGCCCUCAGCAGUUUAAGACUGCUGGCAGUGGGGAUGGCGGCGGCGGCAAUGUUGCUGGGGUGGCCAGUUCCGGUGGCGGUGCGGAGCCUGCCACCCCCAACUCCAUUGCCGCAGCCGCGGCGGGGAGCCAGGGAGGAGCCGCCGGCCGCCGUCGCCACGUCAGCAACGUCGUCUCAGCCCUGGCCACCCGCCUGGCCUCCAUCACCAGCGCUGGAAGUGCCGAUGGAGGCGGCGGCAGCGGCGGCGGUGGGAGCGGUGCAGGCACGCCCCGGAGUCGCAAGCGCUCGGCGCUUGGAGCCGCCGCGGCCAGUGAUGCACAUGCAGACGGUGCUGCUCCUGAGGUGGUGGCGGCGUCGCCGCCGCAGAAGCCGCCGCAGCGGCUAGAGAACGUGCUGCGCAUUCGCCUGCCCAGCCGUGAGGCCGCCGCCGCCGCCGCGGGAACCGCAGCCCGGCGCGGGCCGGUUGCGGAGGGCGUGCUGCGAGAUGACGGGGACGUAGCAGCACACACCGCGGCGGCGGUGGCGGCAUCGCCAGGCGGUGAUGGCAGUGGCGGCGCCGGUGCCGCCGCCGGCAUCCCGGUGGUUGUGGCAGCUGGCGCCGCCGCUGGUGCCAUGCUGGCGCCUGGCUCGCCGCCUGCGUGCCCCCACGUGAGCGACGGCCUCACCACGAGCUCACUGGUGAGCAAGCAGCUGCACCAGGGAAGCAUAGGGAGCGCCGGCCCAGGGCCGGGCUGGCAGCGGGGCGGCGCCGGCAUCACCAGCGGCGCCGCCUUGGCGGUUGACAGCAACGGCACGCCGCUUGCGCUUGCCAGCCCCGCUGUAGCAGCUGCUGCCGCCGCCGCCAUUGUCACAUGCAGCGGCCCUGGUGGCAUGGAGACGCAACUGAACCCGCUUUUUAGCCAGGGUCCGGGGCCCUUGCUGUCGGAGGGCAACAGUAUGGGCGGCUUGGGCGGCAGUAGCAGCGGGGCGAUAGGCCGUAGUCACGGCGGCAGUAGCAGAGUGUUCGGGGGCAGUAGCAGAGUGUUCGGCGGCAGUAGCGGCUCCAUCAAGGCGGGCGGGCUGCCGGAGCAGCGGCACCAUGUGCAAGGCUCACCUGUGGCACCUGCCGCUGCGCCGUUUGCUACUGCCGCUGCGGCGCCUGCCGCGGCUGUAGCAGCUCCUGCCGCGGGCGCACCGUCUCACAAGCUUCAUCAGCAGCUGCUGGUUCAGCAGCACAGCCGUCGCCGGGCGGCUGAUGCAGCUACUGUUGUUGCAGCUGCGGUGGCCAGUGCUGUGUCUGCUGCUGAUGAGCAACAGCCUCCCGGCCAGGCAGCACCCGCAGCUGCUGCCGCCGCAGCGACACCCAUCGCCAGCCCUUCACUUGAAGCUUCUGCGGUCGUUCUGUCAUCGCCGCUGCUGCUGCCGCCGCCGCCGCCGCCGCCGCCGCCUCAGCCUUUUGACGCCAUCCAGCCGCAAACCUCCAUCGCCUUAUCGGCCGCGUACGGCGUGCCGCCCGGCGUCGACAGUGGCUACGGCGCCAGUGCCCCUCACGGCAGCGUGUACGGCAGCGGUUACGGCGCCGCCUAUAGCGGUUACGGCAACGCCCAUAGCGGGUACGGCGGUGGUGUUCCGUACAGCGGGUAUGGCGCCGCUGCGCCGCAUAGCGGCUAUGGCGCAGCAUACAGCGGGUACGGCGCAGCCCACAGCGGCUACGGCGGCAUUGCUGCUUUCAGCGGCUACGGCGACGGCGCAGUUACCAGCAGCCCCUAUGCAGCUGCCCUGGGCGCGGUCGCCGGCGCUGGCAGUGGUCGCACUCGACUGCAGUCGACGGUUAGCAUCUCAACCAACCUGCUGCCCAAGAGCGGGUCGCGGGUCCACGCAGCCGGUAGCGUCGGUGGCGGCGGUGGCUCGGAAGCGGGUGGGUUGCAGCGAACCGGCACGAUGGCGUCGAUUGCGCGCAGCGACCACCACCCAGCGCCGCCUGUGGACGUGGACAGCCAGGCGGGGCGGAGGAAGAUCUGGAUCUUCAAGCAGCGGCAGGCGCUGUCGUUUGUGGAUGCGCACAUGAGCCUGCGGUCGCAGCUGUUCCUGGUGCUUAUGGUGACGUCGUUCGUGAUGAUGCCCACGUGGGCCACUGAGGCGCUGUCCAUAUUCGCCUGCAUGACGCUGGAUGACGGACAGGGCGACUACCCAGCCAACCAGCAGGCCGUCUGGCGCUACGGGUUCUGGGUGCGGGACAUGAACCAGACCUGCUACACCAACAAACACCUGACCUUCUGGGUGCCUCUGGGCGUGUGUGCGGUGGUGGUGCUGUGCCUGGCGCCGCCCAUCACCUCGGCCGCGCUCAUGUUCGCACGCCGCCGCAAGCUGGGCGAGCAGCGGACGGUGCAGGUGUAUGGCUUCCUGUACCACUCCUACAAGCCGCGCUGGUACUUCUGGGAGUCGCUGAGUCAGGCGCAGACGCUCCUGCUCGUUGUGGUGGAGGUAUUUGGCAGGACACUUCCAGUCUACCAGCAAGCCCUGCUGCUGACGGCCAUCCUCCUGUGCAUCCUGAUGCUCAACACCUACAUGUCCCCGCUGCGUGCCGAGCGCCUCACGCGGCUGCAGCUGCUCUCCCUGGGAACCAUUUGCCUCACAGCCACCCUGGGCAUGUUCACAAGCAAUCCCGACGUCACAGUGUCCAAGGCGAGCGACGCGGUGUUGGGGGCAGUCAUCCUCAUCAUCAACUGCCUCAUCAUCGCGGCCUUCCUGGCGUUGUUCGUGGUGGCGUCGAUGCCCACCAUGCGGCGAAAGGCGUCAAAGUGGAUGACGAGGCUGGGCGUGGAGCCGUCGCGCCUGGUGCUGCACCUGCCGCAGGUGACCCACAUCAACCAGGCUCUCAGCCGCGCCUGGACGCGCAUCACUCCAACCUGGCGCCGCCCGACACCUGCAACCGUCAGCGACAGCGGCAGGGCUGUAGGCCCAGAUCCCGGGCCCGGCCUCGACCCGGCCGUGAGUGUUGUCGUUUCUGGUGCUCCCGACAUCGACGCCAUGGCCAUCGCCGACGUCUCGGUCUUGCCACCCAUCCAGCCUGCGGUCAGCGGGGAUAUCGGUGACAGCCGUAUGCUGCCGCCGGCAGCCACGGACGCGCAAAGCGGGGCUGACGCCGCGGCAGCGGUGCCAGACGCUCUAGGAGGAGGCAUGGCCGCUGCUGGGGCGACUAGUGGCGGCAAUGUGCCAGAUGGAGGGCAGGCAGAGCGUAGAGGCUCCGCAGCGCGACAGAAUGAGGAUGGGGUGGGGAAGACCGGAGUGGGUGUGGUUGCUGUGGAGGCCCAGGCGCCGCUGCCAACGGCUACGGAGGCGGCAGCUGCUACAAGUGCUGGUGGAAUUGAGUCCGGGUAAUAAGCCACGCCUGCUGCAAUGCAACGGCUUACGGUACUGGACAUGAAUGAAUGCGAUUCCCGUACCUUAGGCAUACUGUGUGCGGGGCUCAUGAGACAUCGCCAUACACAUGCGCGUGCGUGCGGUUUGAUGCGAUGAUAUUGUUGGUGUGUGCUGCUAUUUGCUGCGUGUUCCAGGGAAGGCUCGCCCUAUGUGGGAAAUUCCAAAGAUGUGCACGCAUGCGUGGUCUGUUUGUGGUGUUUCUCAUUCCAAGCAAGCGACAUCGGAAAGAGACCUAGAGAGACAUGUGGUUGGUGUGGCAACUGGUGUGUUAACGGAUAGCCCAUAUGUGCACACGCCGUGCCCCACCCGCACGGAGCCGCCAGCCUGAGCCCGCUUCCAAGGAAGCCGCCCGUGGAAGGCUUCCCUGCCUCAGGCUGUCCGGUCUGCGCCGCAUUCUGCGGGCGCCCUACCUGCAGGCAGGUGUUCUGAUUGCCCAGCCCGUUUCAAUUUCUCAGUUACCUGGCUUUGCCUUUCGGCCUUCGCUACUUUGUCCCAGGUUCUGGUCUUCUUCGCUUAUCGUUGCCUUUCUUGAACCCCUCUGCACGCACUCCUCCCGGGGUUUACCAUUGACCCCUGGCUGUCUGCGCUUCUACUCGAUUGUUGCUGCCCUGGGCGGCAGGGAGUGCACGGCACCCCUGCCCAAGCCACUGCCUUCAGUUGUAAACAAAACACUGC
Molecule: messenger RNA, 13219 nt
Organism: Chlamydomonas reinhardtii
Lineage: Eukaryota; Viridiplantae; Chlorophyta; Chlorophyceae; Chlamydomonadales; Chlamydomonadaceae
Exons: 51
Coding region: 185-12502 (4105 amino acids)
Biological process (GO): double-strand break repair via homologous recombination; protein deubiquitination
Molecular function (GO): ubiquitin binding
Source: RefSeq, a predicted model, not a curated record